UACAAUAUUACAAACUAUGCUGUAGAGUGAGUGUAGACUGUAGUCAGCUGUAGUGGUAUAGUUAUUAGGUUAUAAAUUAAUGAUUUUUGACUAAAACACCAAAUAAACAAAUGUUUAACACACCUUUUUUGUUAAAAGAAAAAAGGAAAUGAUAAACAAGGUGUUAUAAAAUAUUUCAGUGAUGGUUUGCUACCUAAGUGUUUAUAAUAUUUAGAAAGAGGAACCUACGAAACGAUAAUAGUCCUCCAAUAAUAAUAAAGUGAUUAUAUAUGUACCUAAAUAAUAAAUUUACUAUGAUGGCUAAAAGAGGUAUUUCGUCAAUUGUACAUAAUAGUAUAAAUUGUUAUAUUAAGUCCAUUUCCGGUAUUAGAACAUCUCAAUUUAAGAGUCUUCACACAGGGAAUGUGCCUACCAAAGAAAUUAAUAUCCCCGUUCAAUGGGGGCAUAUAUCCUGUAAGCUGUGGGGCAAUGAGCACCAGCGACCAAUGCUGGCGUUACACGGGUGGCAGGAUAACGCUGGAACUUGGGACCCCUUAGCUCCAAUGAUUAGUGACAAAUUUCCCAUAUUAGCAAUCGAUUUUAUGGGUCAUGGAUUAUCUUCUUGGAUACCACCAGGUCUUCAAUACUAUAUAUGGGAUUUGCCGAGAUUGAUACUUACCAUAAUGAAUUAUUUCAAAUGGGACAAAGUAUCUCUGCUAGGACACUCAAUGGGCUCAAUUGCUGCAAUGCGAUUCGCCUCAACUUUCCCUGAUGAUGUCGACUUCUACAUAGCUGUAGACAGCCUUAUUUAUGACGAUUACGACUUAAAUCAAGUAGUUGAAAAUUUUCCCAGGAUACUACGUAAACUGCAUCAAGUGCAAAUGUUGCUUGAUAAAGAACCACCAGCAUAUACUAUGGACGAAAUCAAUCAAAAGUGGCAUCUAGGUACAAACAAAUCAGUGGAUAUAGAAAGUGUGAAAUACUUAGCACAGCGAGGUGUAAAGCCUUCUUCAAGUGACCCGAAUAAGUUUUAUUUUUCAAGAGACUCUAGAUAUAAGUACACCCUAUUCAAUCCAGAAAGUAAAAAGUUCGUGGAGACCUUAAUUAAACGUCUAAAAUGUCCUACUUUAUACUUUAAGGGUAUCGACUCCCCAUACGCAUCGGAUCCAUAUUCUGUUGAAAUGAGAGAAGUUGUUGAAAAAAAUAACCCUAACUUUGAAUGUCACUUUGUUCCUGGUACACAUCAUGUACAUUUAAAUAACCCUGAACGAUUAGCACCACAUAUAAUUAAGUUUUUAACGAAGUAUCAAUUUAUUAAGUAAACAAUGAAACCUAAUGAGUGUACAGCUUAUGUCUAGAAAUACUAUCGUUUUUUGUUUGAGUAGUUUCGAAUUUGCUUAGAUAAUUUUAGUCAGUCAUAAACCCUGUUCCACAGGCCUAUCUAGAGGACUUAAUAUUUCGAAAACAACAUCACAUGCAAAUUAUAUUUUACCCUUAAAAUUAGAUGAUAUUCUUCAUGUUGUAUCAUACAGUGUGCUGCUACAGCAGCAACUUUCAAUGAACACAUGUCUAAUAUGAUUGAUAUGAAUGUUUUGUAAGGUGCUGGUAUUGUUUUGAGAUGAUUAAAAAGAGUGACAAUUGAUUUCCACUUCCUCUUAUUCAAUCUCAACUUUUCUGAAGUGUUUGUAAAUUAUUAUGAUAGAAGAGCAUGCUCCCACCUUAAAAGAUUUAACACCUCUCAUGGCCUCUGGUGUUGCAGAUGUCCAUAGGCAGUUGAGUCAUCAAUUUCUAUCAUGACAGCCUCUUGCCCUUCUUAUAUUAAAAAAAAAUUCUACAAUCUAACUAAAAUUUCAUUAUAAUAGAAUAAUAUGCAAUGGCUGAAUGCGCCAACUGUGCAGUGCUAAAGAAUAAAAAAAAUAUACAUUUGACAGUGCACAUUUGUAGGUUACUUGAAAUGUGAUAUGCAAUGUGACGUGAGUAUUAACAUAAAUAAAUAAAUAAUUACCUAUAUUUAAAACUUACUAACAUAAAUAAUUUAUUAAAAUUUAAUUUAAGUAAA
Leptidea sinapis is the source of this 2038-nucleotide messenger RNA. Its product is annotated as probable serine hydrolase. The coding region runs from base 270 to 1301 and encodes 343 amino acids. The transcript is spliced from 3 exons. Lineage: Eukaryota; Metazoa; Arthropoda; Insecta; Lepidoptera; Pieridae. The record is from RefSeq and is a predicted model, not a curated record.